CCCGAACGGACCCCGCUAAGUUUCAGAAGGAACACUUCCCGUCGAGCCUUGUAGGCGUACUCAGCUCCAGGACAACGCCAUACAAAUAUUACGCGGGAGAAAGAAAACAUCACUCCAAAGUUACGGUUUAGGCAAUAUUUGUGACUAACGUUUACAAUUGAUUUCUUUGCUUGAUUUCGAUCGCGAUGUCACAACAAGGAGCAACUUUGCAAACAUACAACAAUGAGCUAGUGAAGUGUAUAGAGGAUCUUUGCACCAAAAGAGACGAACUUCAGAAACAAAUACUUAACGAAGAGGAGGAGAAAGCAAAAAUUCAAAACGACAUUCGAAUUCUAAGCGAAAGGUUGGCAAAAAUCAACGAAAGCCUCGCUAAAAAGAUAGCUUCCAGGACUGAGUACGACAAAACGAUUGCCGAGACAGAAGCAGCUUAUAUGAAGAUACUUGAAAGUUCUCAAACACUUCUUCAUGUUUUAAAGAAAGAGACAGGGAAAGAUAAAGCACAGCCAAGUCACAGCCAGGGAUCACUGCGUGAAAAGACCGGAACACAAACAUGAAAACUUUUGGAUACUUCCCUAGUACCCCCCUAUCUUUAGACUACAAUGAUAUUGAACUAUAAUGAACUUUGUAUGGUCACAUUAAAAUAAUUUUCUCAAGGACAUCGCCUUUACUCCAAAAAACUCAUCAGAAUGUUAUCACUUCAUUUUUACAAGUAGAAAACUUGAUGUGAAAUAAAUAAUUUGUGUUUAA
Stylophora pistillata is the source of this 747-nucleotide messenger RNA. Its product is annotated as microtubule nucleation factor SSNA1. Gene Ontology annotation, cellular component: ciliary basal body; centrosome. NCBI's taxonomy places the organism in Eukaryota, Metazoa, Cnidaria, Anthozoa, Scleractinia, Pocilloporidae. The record is from RefSeq and is a predicted model, not a curated record.